CGAUUAAACGACAAUUUGAUGGACUUUUUCCUGAGUGUUUUUGUGAGUGUAUUCGCUCAGAAUUCGGCAUAUGCGUUUUCGACGUUUUUCUACACGCAAUUGGCGCAAGAGAAUCUACAGGACGGUUGGGAGAGGGUGAAAAACUGGACGAAAAAUGUGGAUAUUUUCGCCCACGAUUUGCUGUUAUUCCCCAUUAACGAGUCGAAUCAGCACUGGUGGCUGCUGGCGGUU
Messenger RNA from Perkinsus marinus ATCC 50983, 231 nucleotides. RefSeq names its product sentrin/sumo-specific protease, putative. The record is from RefSeq and is a predicted model, not a curated record. The annotation marks the transcript as partial. Gene Ontology annotation, cellular component: nucleus; cytoplasm. Lineage: Eukaryota; Perkinsozoa; Perkinsida; Perkinsidae. Gene Ontology annotation, biological process: protein desumoylation. Gene Ontology annotation, molecular function: SUMO-specific endopeptidase activity. The transcript has a single exon.